This is a messenger RNA of Monodelphis domestica (gray short-tailed opossum), 4395 nucleotides long. Its product is annotated as zinc finger and SCAN domain-containing protein 20. Gene Ontology annotation, biological process: regulation of transcription by RNA polymerase II. Gene Ontology annotation, cellular component: nucleus. Gene Ontology annotation, molecular function: RNA polymerase II cis-regulatory region sequence-specific DNA binding; DNA-binding transcription activator activity, RNA polymerase II-specific. The record is from RefSeq and is a predicted model, not a curated record. NCBI's taxonomy places the organism in Eukaryota, Metazoa, Chordata, Mammalia, Didelphimorphia, Didelphidae.
ACUUCCGCCCGGCGGGCUUUGCUGAAGCUCUAGGGGGCUGGCCGAGGUGAGGUGAGUGCGGACUGCGCGGGGAGGGGAGGCUCGUGCCUAUCCUGGGGGUAGGCCAGAGACGCCCUGCUUUGGGGACCUAGGACAGAGGGACCUAGGGGGAGAAGCCCCCUCUCAAAGGUGCCAACCUGGAGGUGAUAAGUCAAAUAAGGUGACUGAAGAGUUAGGAGGGCCAUCUAGGUUGGGGCCCAACCAAUUUGAAGCUACUCACCACACUCUAUUAUGGCCACAACCCUGGAGUCCCCAGUUCAGUCUCCAACAGAGCAGGAGGGGCUCCUUAUAGUGAAAUUAGAAGAGGAUUCCUCUUGGAAACAAGAAUCUGCUUUGUGGGGAGAUGAACUUGAUCUUGAGAUCUCUCGUCAGCGCUUCCGGCAGUUUCGAUAUCAGGAGGUGUCUGGACCCCACCAAGCUUUUAGUCAACUCUGGGAACUUUGUUGUCGGUGGCUGAGGCCAGAGGUGCGUAUGAAAGAACAGAUCCUGGAGCUGCUGGUGCUGGAGCAAUUCCUGAAUAUCUUACCCAGGGAGAUCCAAAGCUGGGUGCGAGAGCAUCAUCCAGAGAGUGGUGAGGAGGCUGUGGCUUUGGUGGAGGAUUGGCAGAUAAAUCCUAGGAAACCAGGACAGCAGAUUACUGCCAAUGCACAUGGACAGGAAGUGGCCUCAAAGGAGUCUAGGCCUUUGGGAGCCGUGAAAGAUUUGGAGAUAGAGCCCACAGACUGCCAGUCUAAGGGACCAUCCCAGAAACAGCUGCUGCAGAAUCCCUGCCCAGGGCAGCGCCAGCUUAAGGAGGAAUCACGACCUCUUAAAGAGAAUGUUGUCCUUGCUCCCCGGGUUCCUGCCCUGCCUAAGGUGGGUCGUGUUGGGGACUGGGAGAUGGCAGCAGAGUCCCAGGGGUCAGCAACGGAGGAAGAUGCAUCAUUGUGCUUCUCUGCAAGCCAUGGGAAUCCUGUUAAGAAGACCACCCACAAAGAUGCCAUGAGAGAGAGUCAUAGAAAUGAGCUUUCACUGGUUUUGAAACCUAGCAGGAUCUCCUGGCCAGAGAAAAGAAGAGAUCCAUGUAUACCAAACCUUCUGGACUCUGGGAAAAGAGAGAACCCUGGAGAUCAUAGUACAUUUGAAGAACAAGUGAGACUAGGGCAGACAUCCUCCAGGAAGGAAGUAAAAUCCUGGGCAGAACAGGAACAGUGGGAUGUGGAAGACAUGAGGGUCACAGGGGUACACUGGAGCUAUGAGGAAACAAAGACUUUCCUUGCAAUACUUGGCGAGUCUCCAUUUUCUGAAAAACUCCGGACCUGUCAUCAAAACCGCCCUGUGUACCGGGCCAUCUCUGAGCGAUUGCGAGAGCGGGGUUUCCUGCGAACCCUGGAACAGUGCCGAUAUAGGAUCAAAAACCUUUUACGAAAUUAUAGGAAAGCCAAGAGCAGUCAUCCACCUGGGACUUGCCCUUUCUAUGAGGAGUUGGACACUCUGGUGAAGGCUCGGGCUGCUGUCAGAGCUGCAGACAUCUCAGAGGAGGCUGCAGGUCUCCCCAGGUUGGGGGAUAGUGAUGCUGAGACAGAAGAGCAGGAAGAAGGGAGCUGGGAACAUGAGGCAGCUACAGAGGCCAUGACAGCUGAAGAUUGUAAUGGGGAUGAGGUGGUCAUUGAAGAACCAAUACAGGGACCCAAGAUGUCUGGUGGCCCAACCUUUUUCCAAAGUCGCAUUGGUGUGCACUGGGGCUAUGAAGAAACCAAGAUUUUCCUUGCCAUUCUUGGUGAGUCUCCAUUCUCCAAAAAACUUCAGACCUGUCACCAGAACAGCCAAGUGUAUCGUGCCAUUGCUGAGCGGUUGCGCCAACGGGGUUUCCUCCGAACACUAGAACAGUGUCGCUACAGGUUCAAAAACCUCCUACGAAGUUACCGGAAAGCUAAGAGCAGCCAACCUCCAGGGGUUUGCCCUUUCUAUGAAGAGUUGGAUACUCUUAUGCGUGCACGAGCGCUUCUUAGAAGUGCCCGCUUCCCAGAAAGGCCAGGAACAAGAGAUGCUGAAGAACACAACCAAGAGGCCUGGAGACAAGAAGAAGAGGAAGCAGCCAAAGAAGACAGGGGCAGUGAUGUGCCAACUCAGCAUUUUAAGACCCAUAACACUGUAACACCAUUUAAAAGCUGCAUUGGUUUAGACAUGAAGUGUGAGAAUGAAGAACAGAAUUCAAAGCAAGAAGUUUCUGAGGAGCUACACAAGACAUUGUCAAAACAUUUUGAAGAAGAUGGUAACCAGAUUGUUUGGGAAAAAGACUGUGAGGAUGAAUAUGAAUCAGGAAGACAAUGUGAAAGUCCUUCAGAGGAACAGUGGGAGAAAUGCGGUUCUGAAGAGGAUUUAGAAAAAUUAAUAGAUCAUCAGGGAUUGUACCUAGCAGAAAAACCCUAUAAAUGCAAUACAUGUGUGAAAAGUUUCAGUCGGAGCUCUCAUUUUAUUGCACAUCAGCGGAUCCACACAGGUGAAAAACCCUACAAAUGCUUUGAAUGUGGGAAAAGCUUCAGUGACCGUUCUAAUCUCAAUACUCAUCAGAGAAUCCAUACUGGAGAGAAACCUUACAAAUGUCUUGAAUGUGGAAAAAGCUUUAGUGAUCAUUCAAACCUAGUCACCCAUCAGAGAAUCCACACAGGAGAAAAACCCUAUAAAUGUAGCGAGUGUUGGAAAAGCUUCAACCAGAGUUCAAAUCUUAUUAAACAUCAGAGAAUCCACAUGGGAGGAAAUACUGACAGAUAUGAACAUGGGGAAAGCUUUGCUAACAAUCCAUCUUUGAAGGCACACUUGAAAAACCAUACUGGGGAGAAGAUUUCUGAGCAGCUUGAAGGAGAAAACAAUUUCAGUAUGAGCUUAACUUGUCCUGGACCCCAAAGAGCUGACUCUGGAGAAAAACCCUUUGAAUGUCAUGAAUGUGGAAGAAGCUUCAGUAAGAGCUCAGCCCUUACUAGUCACCAAAGAAUCCAUACUGGGGAGAAACCUUAUGAAUGUGCAGAAUGUGGAAAAAGCUUCAGUAAAAGCUCAACACUUACCAACCAUCAAAGAGUCCACACAGGUGAAAAACCAUAUAAAUGUGUUGAUUGUGGGAAAUGCUUCAGUGAACGUUCAAAGCUCAUCACUCAUCAAAGAGUUCACACAGGAGAGAAGCCCUAUAAAUGUCUAGAGUGUGGAAAAAACUUUCGUGACCGUUCAAACCUUAUUACUCACCACAGAAUUCACACAGGAGAGAAACCAUAUAGGUGUGGUGAAUGUGGGAAAUGUUUCAACCAGAGCUCAAGCCUUAUUAUACACCAGAGAAUCCAUACUGGAGAGAAACCAUAUAAAUGUACUGAGUGUGGAAAAGACUUUAACAACAGUUCACACUUCAGUGCCCACCGGAGAACACACACUGGACAUAAAGCUAUGUAGGAUAGGAAAAAAAAAACCAAAUAUUGAUUUUAAUUUUCCAGGAUCAUAUGCUAUACUUGCUAGAAAAGUAUUUUUUUAAGCUUUUGGCUCAGUUCAUCCUAGGAAAGGAAUACUGGUGUAAAGCAAAGAAGCUUGGACAUGAAUUUUAAAAUCCUGAAGAGCUGAAUAUUAAAACAUUUCACAAAAACAAUUUUCUUUUGUGUUGGCAAAAAACUUCCACAAACACAUAGUACUUUGGCUAGCCUCACCCUGGCUAAUGAAAACUAUUGUAGCUAAGCAAGUAACCUCAUAAGUGCAGAUGUGAAUUAUAGUUCUAAUAUAGACAAGCCAUUAAUUAGCAUGGAACCUUUCUCCCUCAUUUCAGGAUUCAUGUAUAGAACUGAAGCAAUAAAAAAAGCAUUACCACCUUAUAGAUUUUUGAUUUACAGCAAGGGGAAGGAAUGCCUUUAAUAGAAAACUCUCCAAGCUCACAUUACGACCUUAUAAGGCAAAUAGAUUUUUUCUUCUAUUAUAAUGGGAAAAUAAAUGAUUAAAAUGAGAAAAGUCUUUAAUGUAGCUCAGAUAUUGUAAACACAAUAGAAUACAUAGAGGAGAAAAGCUUGUUAAUUUGAUGAAAACAUAGCUUUGAGUCUGGUGGGAAAGUAUGCACAGUAGGUAGAGGAGUUUGAGACUCUUUUCUGUGCUUAGUGCCACUCUAGCAAGCCCUGGCUGAGGCAUUAGUGGGAAGCUCGGGAGAUUUUUGUGUUUGUCUUUUUUAAGCUACUGGUGGUGAUGGUGUUCCAUAAAUUCAGGUAUUUCCACAGAAUGGAAUAUGGGGGAAAUACUGAUGGUGAUAAUACCUCAUAUUCUCUAUGCCUACCUGUUUUGGAAUUCUUUCCAGGAAUAAAAAUAAUUCCUACUUAAUUAUCUUAAUAAAGUAGAAUUUAGUUCUUGUGA